Molecule: messenger RNA, 629 nt
Organism: Galendromus occidentalis (western predatory mite)
Lineage: Eukaryota; Metazoa; Arthropoda; Arachnida; Mesostigmata; Phytoseiidae
Exons: 4
Coding region: 39-629 (196 amino acids)
Cellular component (GO): extracellular region
Molecular function (GO): chitin binding
Source: RefSeq, a predicted model, not a curated record
GGGGUGACCUCAACUUCAGUCAGCCACCUUUCCCGAGGAUGAAGGUCUUCGUGAUUUUUUGCUUGCUGGUGCCCAUGAGUUUAGCGGCGACGAGGACGAGACGAGCGGCGUACGAUUUCGCAGAUGGCGUCGAUGAAGUCGUGGGGCAGGUUCGCACUACCUUCCAAUGCCCUCAACGAUACGGCUAUUUCGCUGAUGUAGACAACGACUGCAAAGUGUACCAUGUCUGCAAUCCUAUCAGGGACUCUCAGGAUAAUAUCCAAGAGGUUCAGCACUUCUCAUUCUUCUGCGGGAAUCAAACGGUUUUCGAUCAGCUUACCCUCACGUGCUCUCAUCCGGAGGAAGCGGUGCCCUGCCCGAACGCGCCGGAUUUCUUCUACGUGAACGAUAAGUUCGGAGUUGAAGAGGCUCCGUUCUUGAUGGACACGGACGUCGAACGCGCAGCUCCAUUGAAACCGGGUUACAAGGGGACCGGAUCCCCGGCCUACGCCGCGAGCAGUCGACAGGACGCUUACGUUUCGACCCCCGGCGCAUUUCAUCAGGAACAGAACGAGCCCCAAGAUGAUCACGUUCCUUCGAACACACUUCACUUCGGGCAACGGACUCAGAGAUCCACUGAUUAUUACUAG